Messenger RNA from Dermacentor silvarum, 733 nucleotides. RefSeq lists its product as uncharacterized. The transcript is spliced from 5 exons. Bases 179 to 733 code for a protein of 184 amino acids. Lineage: Eukaryota; Metazoa; Arthropoda; Arachnida; Ixodida; Ixodidae. Gene Ontology annotation, molecular function: iron ion binding; oxidoreductase activity, acting on paired donors, with incorporation or reduction of molecular oxygen; monooxygenase activity. The record is from RefSeq and is a predicted model, not a curated record.
CAAGAUAAAUCUAUUGAACGUUGUUAUCCUCAACGACUUCGACAGCAUCAAGAAGUUCUGCAAUACAAAGGAACUCCUAUGGCGUUCAUCCACUUUCGUUGGUUAUCGCGACUGCUACAAAGGUGUGGGUUCCCUGAAUGGGGAAGCUUGGUCAGCAAACAGGAAAUUCUGUUUGAGCAUGCUGCGGGACUUGGGCUUUGCAAAAACUGCUAUGGAGGACCGUAUGAUGGAAGAGUUCGGCCGCGUUGCUGACAGCAUUGGUGAGACUGGUGGAAGGCCGCUUGACGUGAGCAACUACGUGAUGCCGUGCGCCUUCAACAACAUCGUGUCGUUCUUCUAUGGCCGUCAGUUGACGCACGACGAUCCAACUCGCCGCGAGCUCCACCGGGUGAUGAAGAGAGUGAGCCUCGCGAUGUACUCGGGGCCUUUUCACCAAUUUCUACCAUGGAAGCUGCGCAAGCUGCUCUCAUACCUUCCUUUUACCAGAAACCACCGCAUCGCGGAAUCCUUGGCGCAACUAGAAGCCGUUUCAGAGAAGCAAGUUGGAGAAGCCCAGGAGGCGAACCUUGGAGACGAAUGCAAAGACUUUAUUCGUGGAUAUAUGAAGAAGAUAGAAGAAAGCGCAGGGGAAUCAAAUGCUUUAUUUACUGCAAAGCUGCAGAUUAAGCCGCAUGAGUGCAGGCUGCUUCAGCAACAGGUGGAUGUCCACAACAAAGUGCUGCCUGCAUUUUAA